This is a messenger RNA of Cryptomeria japonica (Japanese cedar), 471 nucleotides long. RefSeq lists its product as uncharacterized. The coding region runs from base 1 to 471 and encodes 156 amino acids. The record is from RefSeq and is a predicted model, not a curated record. The transcript has a single exon. Lineage: Eukaryota; Viridiplantae; Streptophyta; Pinopsida; Cupressales; Cupressaceae. Gene Ontology annotation, molecular function: RNA-DNA hybrid ribonuclease activity; nucleic acid binding.
AUGAAGGGAUGGUGGAAAGUGAACUUUGAUGGAGCCUCGAAAGCCAAUUCGGUUCCAUCGGGGGCAGGAGUGAUAGUAAGGGAUUGGAAGGGUGAGGUCCUAGUGUUAGGAGCUCAGAAAUUGGAAGAAGACACAAAUAACUUGGUUGAAGCUUCAGCAACUUUGUUAGCAAUUAGGAUGUGUAAAUUGUUAGGUCUUCAAAAACUGCAUUUAGAGGGUGAUUCUUUAAUUAUUAUCCAGGCAUUAAUGAAGGAGGGGAUUGAGGCAUGGCAUCUGCAAGGUUGGAUUUACAAUAUCAUUGAAGAACUAAAUUUUUUUGAGGAUUUUCAAUUAAUUCAUGUGAGGUGUAUAGGGAAUGUAGAAGCUGGUAUACUUUCCAAAUGGGCUCUUACAUUUGAAGCAGUUGGUGAAUUUAGAAUGGAGGACUUUCAGAAAGUGAUUUUUGAGGACGACAUGGGAAGUGGGAAUUAA